GCCCUCCUGGUUUGAACUCGAAGCGGAAAGCACGAGUGAAAUAAGGUAACAAUCUGGCAACGUGAUCUCUGAGGGGAGCUUUUUCAGCCAGCAAAGGGGUUCAGUACAGCUUUUUUAAAAGUUGCUUUGAAAAAGACUCGUUGGAGCUCAGACUAGUUUCACUUGUCAGAAAGCGAAACUUUAACGGACACCGAGAGCAACGAUGGCGCAGAACGGAGUUCAUCUGGACCGAGAGAGUUUCUCCUGUUCAGUUUGUCUGGAUCUGCUGAAGGAUCCGGUGACGAUUCCCUGCGGACACAGCUACUGCAUAAAGUGUAUUGAAGAACACUGGAAUGAGAAGGACACUAAAGGAGUACAAAGCUGUCCUCAGUGCAGACAGACCUUCACACCGAGGCCUGUCCUGGUGAAAAGCACCAUGCUAGCGGCGUUAGCCGAACAGCUGAAGCUAACUACACUCGGAGCUUCUCCUACUGAUAACACUUAUGCUGGACCUGAAGAUGUGGCCUGUGACAUGUGCACAGGAAGGAAACUAAAAGCUGUAAAGUCGUGUUUGAUGUGUUUGGUGUCUUAUUGUGAGAAACACUUGCAGCCUCAUUACGACGUGGUUCGGCUAAAGAAGCACCAGCUGGUGCAGCCCUCCAAACAGCUCUAUGACAACAUCUGCUCCCAUCACGAUGAGGUGAUGAAGAUGUUCUGCCGCACCGACCAGCAGACCAUCUGUUACGUCUGCAUGGUGGAUGAACAUAAAGGUCACGACGUUGUUUCGGCUGCAGCAGAGAGGAAGGAGAAGCAGAAAGAUCUGGAGGUGAAGAGAGGAGAAGUCCAACAGACAAUCCAAGAUGGUGAAAGAGACAUGAAGCUCCUUCAGCAGGAAGUGGACGCCAUUAACGACUGUGCUGAUAAAGCAGUGGUGAACAACGACAGUAUCUUCUCUGAGGUGAUGCGUCUCAUUGAGAGAAGAAGCUGUGAGGUGAAGCAGCAGAUCAGAUCCCAGCAGGAAUCUGAGGUGAGUCGAGUCAGAAAUCUUCAGGAGAAGCUGGAGCAGGAGAUCUCUGAGCUGAAGAGGAAAGACUCUGAGCUGGAGCAGCUCUCACACACAGAGGACCACAACCAGUUUCUGCAGAAAUACCCCUCACUGUCUGCUUUUAGUGAGACUAGAGACUCUGUGUGUCCGUGGGCCUGCUAUGUAGACGUGACUACAGCUGUUUCAGAUCUCAAAGACAAACUUCAGGACAUUUUACGAGACAGUUGGACAAACAUCUCACUGACAGUCGCCGAAGUGGAUGCUUUCCUCCCGGAUCCAGAACCUAAAAUGAGAAAUGAAUUUCUCAAAUACUCACAAGAAAUCACUUUUGACCCAGAAACUGCUCACAAACAGCUGCUGCUAUCCGAAGGGAACAGGAAGGCGACCCUGAUGCGUAAAGAUCAGAUCCAGAGCCAUCACCCAAAGAGGUUUUCUGCGUUCUUCCAGGUGCUGAGUAAGCAGAUUCUGACUGGGCGCUGCUACUGGGAGAUGCAGUGGGCUGGACUGGGGGGCUACGUCGCAGUCGCCUGCAGGGAUGUGAAGAAAACAAAGACUUCGUUUGGGUGUAACGAAGAGUCCUGGGCUUUGUUUUGCCAAAAAGACAAAAAUCAGUUUUUGCACAACAAAAUUAAAACCCCCAUCACUGGAGAAGAUUUCUCCAGAGUGGGCGUUUACCUGGAUGAGAGUGCUGGUACUGUGUCGUUCUACAGCGUCUCGGAGGGCAUGAGGCUGCUCCACCGGGUCCAGACCAGCUUUACUCAGCCGCUCUACGCCGGAGUCCAGCUCUGGUUCCGGAUGGGAGACACCGCUGAGAUCUGUAAACUGAAAUGAGUGAAAGUUCACAGCAUGUUCAAAUCAGGAUGUAGUUUCUCUGAAGCUUUGUCUAUUUUCUGAUUGGCUCUACUUUAAUCAUUGUGCAUUUAUGCUGAUUUUGUUUUACUUUGUAGGUUUUUUUAAAAUUUGCUGGGUGUUGAUAGUAACUGACUUUAUGGAUGGUGUUGUAAUCUUUAGAUAAAAGAACAUAUUUAGUGUGACUAAAAAAUUGUGGAAAACCCUUUUAGGUUUGUUUUGUCAAAGGUGAAUCUGGAUUAGUUUGAAAAUGACACUAAACAGAUUUUAUAAAGAAAUGUGGUUUUGCUACUGAGUAAACUGGUUUUCAAGGAAAUAAAUUGUCUUUUUUUCUUUUUUUUUCCUAUUUGUGUAAAAUAUUGUAAUUUUUUCUGUGAAAAGUUAUUCUUCCCCCCUACUCCCUGCCGCUGUCAUCCUUUUGUUAAAAGGAGAGUUGGUGAUUUAGGCCAAAAAAAACCAUCUCUUUUGGCAAAAAAUUAUUUGUACCAUUUAUUUAAGGAAUACAACAGUAUCUGGAUUUCAUGUUGGUUUAGGGUUUUUUAUUUAGAAAUAUAACAU
Molecule: messenger RNA, 2431 nt
Organism: Gambusia affinis (western mosquitofish)
Lineage: Eukaryota; Metazoa; Chordata; Actinopteri; Cyprinodontiformes; Poeciliidae
Product: tripartite motif-containing protein 16-like
Exons: 1
Coding region: 203-1855 (550 amino acids)
Molecular function (GO): zinc ion binding; protein binding
Source: RefSeq, a predicted model, not a curated record